Molecule: messenger RNA, 1242 nt
Organism: Cordyceps fumosorosea ARSEF 2679
Lineage: Eukaryota; Fungi; Ascomycota; Sordariomycetes; Hypocreales; Cordycipitaceae
Product: Sec20 domain protein
Exons: 2
Coding region: 1-1242 (413 amino acids)
Biological process (GO): retrograde vesicle-mediated transport, Golgi to endoplasmic reticulum
Cellular component (GO): endoplasmic reticulum; SNARE complex
Molecular function (GO): SNAP receptor activity
Source: RefSeq, a predicted model, not a curated record
AUGUUGGUCCUCCCAGGGCUGCAAGAGCGCCUGGCGGCCCUGCAAACGUCGGCGGGCGAGCUUUCGGUGCUCGUCGACCGCCUCGCGAACCUGACGUUUCAGCCCGGCGCCCUGCCGCCACCCGGGGAGAACAGCGAGGAGGCCAACGAUCUCAUCGCCGAAAUCAGGCAGCACAUCAGAGCCGGCUUCGAGGAGCAGGAGCUGCUGAUCGCCCGGUCGGGCUUCGCGCGGCCCGAGGGCCACGAGAAGGAGAGGCUCCUGGAUGGCCUGGCCCGCGUGGGCGACGACCUAACACGAUACCGCCACGAAUUUCAAAAAGCCCGGUCACAGGCGAAGAAGCGCUUGAUCGAGGCCCGGGAGCUGGAGAGGCAGCUCGUUCGCCAAUCCUGGCUCGCGCCGCCGGUCCCCCCCGAACCCGAGACGCAAGCCGAGAACAACGACGAACCUACCACGACUGCCGCCACGACCACGACCACCGCCCAACACCACCACCGCUCCCCCCGAAGCGUCCGCCGGAGCCGGUCGGCGACCGGCAGCGGCCUCACCGAUGCGGACCAGCAGACCGUCGGCGCCAGCAGCAACGUGACGGCGUCGCUGCGGCGCGCGCACGACCUGAUCGCGUCGGAGCUGGGGCGCAGCGAGUACGCGCACCAGACGCUGAGCGAGUCGACGGCGGCGCUGCGGCGGCUGGACGACGGGUACGGCGCGCUGGACGACAUGCUGGGCCAGUCGCGCGCGCUGCUCGGCUCGCUGCUGCGCUCGCAGAAGAGCGACACGUGGUACCUGCAGACGGCGCUGUACAUGCUGGCGGUGACGGCCGCGUGGCUCGCGUUCCGGCGACUGCUGUACGGCCCGCUGUGGUGGCUGGUGGUGCUCCCGCUCAGGCUGCUGUUCGGGGUAGGGUCCGCGGCGACGAGGGCGGUGAUGCCGGCUGGCGGCGGCAAGUCGGCAGGGGUGGGGACGGGGGGUGUUGGUGGUGGUGGUGAGGUGGAGGUGGAGGUGAAGGGCGUGCCGGACGAGGCGCUCCCUACGAUCAGGGUGGAUGGAAAGGAUGGUGCGGCUGUUAAGGAGGAGGUCAGGGAAGCCGUGGAGGAGGCUGUGAAGCAAGUUGUUGAGCAAGUCGAGCCGGCCUCAAAGGAGCCAGCCGAGGAGUAUGCAGCGGACGAGACAGGAGCGGAUGGAGGACAAGAGGACAAAGCCGCAGAAGAAGAGGGCAAGGCACAUGAAAAGGACGAAUUGUAA